Molecule: messenger RNA, 10212 nt
Organism: Sphaerodactylus townsendi
Lineage: Eukaryota; Metazoa; Chordata; Lepidosauria; Squamata; Sphaerodactylidae
Gene: ZBTB21
Product: zinc finger and BTB domain containing 21
Exons: 3
Coding region: 234-3350 (1038 amino acids)
Biological process (GO): regulation of transcription by RNA polymerase II; negative regulation of DNA-templated transcription
Cellular component (GO): nucleus
Molecular function (GO): protein binding; RNA polymerase II cis-regulatory region sequence-specific DNA binding; DNA-binding transcription factor activity, RNA polymerase II-specific
Source: RefSeq, a predicted model, not a curated record
GUCAAAUUCAAGAUGGAUGGAAUCACGGCAGUGGCGGCGGCGCGCACGGGUGAAUCGUAAAGGGAGGCACCAAGGGGGGAAGAAAAGGGAUACUCGUCCGGGGUGAAAAGGAUUAUCUGAGACACAAACUUCAAAAUAAUUGCAAAUCAGAAUGUAAAGGAAAUUCUGAGCUUAAAAUUUGUCACUUCAAAUUUUGAGAAAACUAAAAGCAACUUCUGUGGUAAACCUAAAUCAUGGAGGGUCUCCUACAUUAUAUAAACCCUGCACAUGCUAUCUCUCUCUUAAGUGCUUUAAAUGAGAAACGUCUAAAAGGACAACUCUGUGAUGUUGUUCUUAUAGUGGGAGACCAAAAGUUCAGAGCUCAUAAAAAUGUUCUGGCUGCCAGCAGUGAAUAUUUUCAGACUCUGUUCACUAAAGAAAAUGAGACUCAAUCAGUGUUUCAGCUUGACUUCUGUGAACCAGAUACUUUUGAUAAUGUGUUAAACUACAUUUACUCAUCCUCCUUGUUUGUGGAGAAAAGCAACCUUGCAGCUGUGCAAGAAGUGGGAUACAGUCUUGGAAUUUCUUUUCUUACUAACAUUGUUUCUAAAAGCCCUCAAGCUCCUUUGCCUGCAUGCCCCAUUAAGAAAAUUACUGUCCAUGAGGAAGAUGAAAGCACAUCUCAGAAACGAAGUGUCAUUGUCUGUCAGAGCAAAAAAGAGGGGGGAAAUGUUGGUCAUACUCCUCAUGAAUUAAGCCAUAGUUAUAAACUCUCAUCUUCAGUUGCCAUCAAAACUAAGCAGCCACAAGUAACACAGUCAACUGAGUUUCUCAACAGUUUACCAUUAAAUGAAAAGAAAUGGUUGAAAGACAGUUUUUUAAGAUACUCCAGGUGCCAUGAAAAUUCAGAUGCACUGGAUGACCAAACUGGAACUAAAAGGAAUGCAAUAUUAUCACAUAAACCUUUUCCAGACAAAGAAGUGACAGCAAUUGAACCAAGAGGGUUGGCUGAAGUGCCUUUGAAAAGGCCAUGUCCACCAGUCGUAUCUGUAUGCAGUUCUUCAGAAUCUACAUUUUUGUUGAGAGAGACAGUGAAAGGAGCUGCUCCAGGAGAAGAUAGAAAUUUGCUAUACUAUUCAAAGUUAGGGUUAGUAAUUCCGUCUAGAGUACCUGAAAACCAAAGUAUUGACCGGAGUGGACCACUUGUAAAAAGUCUCCUUAGAAGGUCAUUGUCCAUGGAUAGUCAGGUUCCUGUUUAUUCAUCUUCUGUUGACCUGAACCCUUCACUUGUUUCGUCAGCAAUCAACAACACACAAGGGAGAACAUUAAACAUAAUAUCCCCAAAGCCAUCCAUGAAAGAGUCUUCAGAAAAGGAAGUUGCUGAUAACAAGACGCAGGUAAUUCACCCACAUCGCCUUAGGUCUUUUAGUGCCUCCCAGUCAACAGACAGGGAGAUAACAUCACCUCCUUUUAGAGAAAUACGGAUAAAAACUGAGCCUAGUAGCCCUCUUUCUGAUCCUUCUGAAAUCAUAAGAGUUACAGUGGGGGAUACCUCUUCUGCCAAUAAAAGUCAUUCUUUUAAAAUUGAAGACGACCAUAGUGAUUUGAGUAGACUUCCUGCUAAAAGAAGAUUUCAAGCAGACAGAAGGCUUCCAAUUAAAAAAAUUAAAGUGGAUGAACAUUCUUCCCCUGGGUCAGAGAAUUUUGAGGAAAACUCAAAUCCUGCACCUCUUGACACUGACUUCCCAGAUUCUGGCAUUAGCAAAGAUGAAUUUGGUGAAUUUGAAGAAACCAAGCCUAAUAAAAAGUUUAAGUGCAAACACUGCCUUAAGAUUUUCAGGUCAACUGCAGGCCUUCAUCGUCAUGUCAAUAUGUACCACAAUCCUGAAAAACCUUACGCUUGUGAUAUUUGUCAUAAGAGAUUUCACACAAACUUCAAAGUUUGGACGCAUUGCCAAACACAGCAUGGAAUUGUGAAGAACCCCUCACCUGCUUCCAGUUCACAUGCUGUCUUGGAUGAAAAAUUCCAAAGGAAGUUAAUUGAUAUAGUGAGAGAGCGAGAGAUUAAAAAGGCUCUGAUUGUUAAACUGAGACGUGGCAAGCAAGGUUUCCAGGGACAGGCUACUUCACAAGCACAACAAGUCAUCAAAAGAAACCUUAGGUCAAGAACCAGAGGGGCUUACAUUUGUACCUACUGUGGGAAAGCUUAUCGCUUCCUGUCGCAAUUUAAGCAGCACAUAAAAAUGCAUCCAGGGGAAAAAACAGUUGGAGCAAAUAAGGUUCUCAAACCAAAAGAGGAUAUUCAUAUUGAAGACCCAGUAGAAAACAAAAAAGUUUACCAGUGUCGUCUUUGUAAUGCUAAGCUGUCCUCUCUUAUUGAACAGGGGAAUCAUGAGCGGCUCUGUCGGAAUGCCACAGUUUGCCCUUACUGCAGCCUUCGAUUUUCCUCUCUGGAGCUGAAACACAACCACGAAAUUGCAUGUGAGUACAAGAAGCUCACUUGCUUAGAGUGUAUGCGCACUUUUAAAUCCUCUUUUAGCAUUUGGCGUCAUCAGGUUGAAGUUCACAAUCAGAAUACCAUGGCUCCAAUUGAGGAUUUUUCUUUACCCGUUCUGGAACACAACGGUGAAGUUAGUAGUACUUCCAGAUUGCAUUCUCAGUCGGAGCCUAACAAGAUGGACAAUUUUGUCACCACCAAAGAAGACAGUGUAUUCAGUGAUUCUUCAGAACAAAUUAAUUUUGAUUCAGAAGAUUCCUCCUGUCUGCCUGAAGAUCUAAGUGUCUCCAAGCAGUUUAAAAUUCAGAUCAAAGAAGAACCUGCAGAUGAUAUGGAGGAGGAGGUGGUUACUGAAGCCAACCGGGAAUCCAAGGGAACAACUGCUAAUAAAGACACUGGUUUAUGGCCUUGUGAAAAAUGUGGGAAAAUCUUUACUGUACACAAGCAGCUAGAACGUCACCAAGAGCUUUUGUGCUCUGUGAAGCCCUUUAUUUGCCAUGUGUGUAACAAGGCAUUCCGAACCAACUUUCGACUGUGGAGUCACUUCCAGUCCCAUAUGGCACAACCUACUGAGGAACCUGUGCGCAAAGAUCCGGACAUGUGUGCACCAGUUAAUUCUCCAUCACCACCACCUUUGCCUCCUCCCCCGCCACUUCCACAAAUACAGCCUUUGGAACCUGAUAGCCCUACAGGCUUGUCAGAAACCCCUUCGGCGAAUGAGAAAUUAUUUGUUCCACAAGAAUCGGACACACUCUUCUAUCACGCUCCACCACUUUCAGCCAUCACAUUCAAAAGACAGUAUAUGUGCAAACUUUGCCACAGGACAUUUAAAACAGCAUUUAGUCUUUGGAGUCAUGAACAAACACACAACUAGAAACAUAAAGAAUGCUGACAAAAAGUUUUUAAGAUCUCUUAAAUUACCAUAAUAUUUCUGAAGUUAUACAAUUUAAAUGAAAGUAUCUCUCUCUCUCUCUCUCUCGCUCGCUCUCUAUAUAUGAAGGGACAGGAACACUCAACAAUUAGAAAUUUAUGAUGCUGCUGUGGAUGUGAAGAUUAAGGUAAACUACAUUGUUGUUAGUAAAGCAAAUUGCUCAUGUUUCUGGGUAUUGUGUUCCAAGGUCUUCUAGUAACAGAAUAAUUAAGUAAAAUCUGAUUACAUCUUCCUCAUCCUAUUAUCCUGGUACACUGGUAUAUUCAUAUAGAGAGCAAUUUAAGAGUUCAGAGUAAUGACAUCCUACAACUAGUUUAUGGUUUUUACUGAAAAUAGUGCUUUCGUGAAUUCCAUAUAAAAAUCAUACAUUGUUAAGUGGGGAAAUUUAGUACCUUGCUAUGUGGACUUAGUUAUUAUUAAACAUUAGCAAUAACAAAUAAAACCUCAAAUUUGAAUUAACUUGACCCUAACUGAAAACUUUGAUAAUUGUUAAAUAAGGAUGGAGUUUUUGUUACCGAAUUUUUCUCUAUGGAAGUUGUGCAAGAUACAGUACAAUCUAAAGUUAGCAAUAUGUGAAUACGUGGAUUUUUAUAUACAAAGUAGCCGAAAGCCUGCCUCCAGCCACUUAAAAGAGUUUUUAAAGGAAGAGUAUCAGAAAAAAGUUACACUGCUUUAUUUAAUAUCUGACAGGCUAAUAUUCUAUAAAUAUUUUGGUAACUAGAGUUAUUGUAAUAAAGGAGCAACAAGUUGUGUAUCUUAACACAAACUUUACUGUCUUUUAAGUAUCAAAACAGGAUUGCGUGGAUUCCAAAAAUUAAGUUGUACUUGGUUUAUUUUGAUUUGUAUUGGUGUGGAUGUGAUUUAUUAAGUGGAAUGUAUGAAUAUGCUAGUUUUUGAAAAACAGGAGCAACUACAAUUCCCUUAGGUGAACGUGGCAAGCCCUGCCAUGACUACAGGAAUAUUUUGACAAAAUUUUUUUACAUAUGUAUAAGCAAAUAAAAUAAAAAUUCAAAAUAUCCGUUAAAUAUACCUCCUUCAAAUUGGAGGGGUAAAUGUGAUACAACAAAUGUUGGAUUUCAUAAAUAUUGUACCUGCAGUGAGCAGAAUAUUUUUUUCUAACCUGUAUGUCAUAUAUUAGGCAUUUUAUUUUGUACAUCUGUUUCUAAAGGAGUAACAGAACCACAGUCCAACUUUAGAGUUAUGAAUUAAACUUUUGGAUUUUGUUGGUCUUAAAUAUGGUUAACUUGUUGGAUUGCAGUUGUAGACUACCAUAGUACCCUGUUAAGAGCAUCUAAAUCCCAUUCACUCUAGGCAACUUGCACACCUGCAAUUGUGUGCCUGUUAUAGACAUACGCAUUUUUCAAAGAGCUGUGGGUACUCAGGUGUGUGCAUAACUGCAAUCCAAGGGGAGGAACUGAAACUGUAUUAGAAGCGGUGGAGGAGAUGCGCAGGCCCAUGCCAACAGCUCCUUGCAAAGUGGCACAGAUGCAGGACAGAGAGACCCUGGUGAUGGGGCACGAUGGCAGAGCCAACUUUAAGCCUGCCCCCAGGAUGCCCCCUACAUCAGCAGCCGACUUAUACCACCAAAAAGUGUGGUAUAAGUCAAUCUUCCCAGUGGUAUUUUUCAGGCAGCUGGGAUUUUUUCUGUUUUCCCCCCUUUCCCAUGCCAUCUAAAACUCUAUCAGAGAUGGCACAAAUGUGGUGCUACGGUGCUGUUCCUAGCUGCCAUUCUACCACUCCCCAGUUUUGACUGGGCUGCCCAUCUUCUGCACAUAGAGGGUAAUCCAGGAUUGUUUUUUAACCACUGGUGGAAUUGUGUAUAUCUGUGGGUACUCUUGUAUUUGGAAAAGUCAAAUGGACGGGCUGCCAGGUUCUAACAGGUUUUAGAGGCAGGCUUUUUCCCUUGAAAUUGAAAAGUAGAUUCAUUAAUAUAGGUGUCCUCCAGGAAGCACUAAGAGGAUGUUUUCUAAUUAGGAGUUCUAGAUUAAAACUAGUUCAUUCCUAGCUUUAGGGACCUUCUAACCAAAAGGAGUGGGACAUACAAGGAGGAGGAAUUAAAAAAAAUUGUUUCCACCUCACUCUUUAAUGAGUAUUUAACUGUGUAGACCUCAUGCAAAAAGGGAAGAAGUGAUUUCUGCUGAUUUUUACUCUUAAGGUAAAGUCCAUAUGUGCUGCAUCCCACAGUGUCCUUGAAGCUCCCUCAGGGGAAAUCAUUCCAACGAAUUCAUUCCUGUCAUUGAAUCCAACCCUCUGUUUGCAAGGACUUCUGCAUGUAGUAAUGCUCCCAUAAAAUUCUUUCAUAGAAAGUCGUUGUUUCUGCCUUUAUAUACUUCGGUCUUCUCAGUGCCUUUUCUAAAAAACAGGUCCUGACUUCUGCUGUAUCAGAAGCCAUUGCCAAAAGGUGAAUUUUAAAAACAGUUUCUGAUACAGCAUGAGGAACUCCUGUUCAGAAAAAAAGUAUACUACCAUAUGUGUUCACCUUAUGCUGUUUAAGAUUAUGACCCCAGUAUUCAGGAACAAGAUUUGACAGGCAUGGCAUGGCUUUCAUGUAGUAUACAAAAUCGAGCGCUAAAAGUAAAAAUGAGGCCUAUCAACACAGAUCACAAAAUCAUUUCAGUGAAGGCAACUGAGGGAGAAAUUGUUUUAUUCAACAGGGUUUAUUCCUAGGAAAGUUUUCGUAGGACUCCACUGUUAGUUUAGAAAUGUCUAGCUUUAUAGAUCUGAUACUGUGUGGUAAGGGUCACAUCAGUUAUGAUGAAGGAGAACAGUGGUAAAUUUCCAAAUGUUUUGAUUUUUAUUUAAAAGCAGUUUGCUGAGGGCUAGAAAAUAGACCAAAACAGUGGCACUGGUGGGAGUGAUUAAGCACCGCCUGCCCCCCCAAGUGUUUCCCUUUCCCCUCUUGAAAUUUCACCCUUCUUUCUCUUUAGUCUCACCAGGAAAAAAUUACAGGUAGGGUUAGCAAACACCUAGACCAUUGAUUUCAUCAGUGCAUUAUAAGCAAAUGAGUAAUUUUCAAAGGACUUCAUAGCAACCAACCUAAAAUGCUUGCCCAAACAAGGCAUUUUGAUGUUUUAUCCUUUCCCUAGCAGCUGAAUGUGUUUAAAACAUGUGUAAUGUUGUAUUAUGUUUAGAAAGGCAUUUGUCAUUGGAAUUAAGUUUGUGCACAGUCUUUAAACAAUUACGUAUUUUUAUUGUCAGGCAAAGCCAAUCACUUUUUUGAAAAAUUCUGAGCCAUAGCAAGUAAAAGUACUAGUUAAUCUUGAAUCUCAAAAUAAAAUGAAAUCAUGACAACAGUAUGAAUGUAAUUCAUUCUGCUUGUUUAAAUAGGAUGCAUCCACCACAGUGUAGAUAUAUUAACAUUUUUUCUUUUGAGCAUAACUCAAGUGUUCCAUUGUAUAGUUUAGAAAGGUUGCAGUUGGUAUCUCUCUGAUUCACACAGUGCCUGUCUCCACCAGUUUUCCUAUAUGUGUCAUGAGAUGGCUAAUGUAAUCUACCUGAAUGCAUGGCAAGCAGGUCUUUAGUUGGAAAACUUCCUGAACUCAGUGGAAUGGAGUUCACAUCCUAUAGAACAGCCAGUAUUUUGUCUACUAGGACUGCUGUGCAUGUGUCAGCUGUAAGCUAGAGAAAGUUUUAAUAGGUAAACCUUUUUCCAAGCAUUGACUUAAGGAUGCUGGAAAUUAUUGUUAACGUUUUGCCUGUAAGCUUGUCCACAAAAGUUCCACUCCAACCUGGUAAUCAUGCCUUCCUAACUAAAUACUUCACUAAUUUUAUUGUUAGGCAGAAUGUAUAAGUUUCAACAUGAGUAUUCAAUGAAAUAUUAGGGUAAAGUAAGAUGAUAAAUCAUAAAUACCAGGUUUUAAAAACUGUUCAUUUUUUUUCAAAGUAGGGCUCUUUCUAAAAAGUAAUAUAUGCCAAACAAUAUUUUUUGUUCAUUUCUAACAUUAAGAUUUUUUUUCUUUUAGCUCCUUGUUAGCUAAGAGAAAAAUAUAUCUAUAUCCUUGGAGCUCAAUUUUUUGGUAAAACUAUAGAUGGGUUUCCUUCUGGCUUUAUAUUAAGUACUUUUUAAAGCCUUAAGAGUGUUUAUUUUAGAGGACAUAAAAGAUGCUUCCACAUCUGAAAGAUUAAUAUAUGUUUUAAAAGUUAUAGAUUAUGGGAAAAGGUUAAUUAUAUACAUAAAAUCGUGUUGCAGGAAUAUAUUUAGUUAAGCCAUAAUAAAAAUAAAAUGGAAAUUAUUAAUUUUGUUGUUAUCAUGCUUAAUAUUGCACUUGUUCGAUCAUAAAAAUACAGUGUUCUCUGCUUAAGGGAGAAAAACUUUGAUUGCUUGAUUCUCUAUUUUUUAAUGAAAUUUCCUGUUUUGUUAUGAGAAAAAUAUGCAGGUUUUAAAUAGAUAGUUUACAGUCUUUAGGUCUGUUAAAUUGAACAAAAUCAAUUUCUAUCAUAGAUUGUCACUUAGGGGAAGUUCACAUUGGUAUAAUUUAUUAUUUUAUUUAUAUUUAUUUUAUUUAUAUCCUGCCCUUGCCUUACCUAGGCGACUGAAAAUUGAAAUGAGUCAGAUAAAACAACUUCAGUAUUGUUCCUUCAAAGCUUAAUCAACAUACACAUGAACACUUAACAGUGAAAUCAAAGUGUUCUAUUAAGAGUUUCGCUGAACUCUUAUUUAUCUGAAAGGAAAGCUAUUUUUUUUCUACAUGUGCUAUCAAGAAAAAGACGGACUGUCCUAAAUUCACAUACAAGUUGCAGUUACAUACAGUAGUAAUAACUUUUUAAAAACCCUUUUGGUUCAUCUUCCUAUUGGGUAAAUAUGAUAAAUCUGUCUUAAGAGCAAUGGAAAUAGUUGAAUAAAUAACCAUAAAGGGACACUUAUUAAAAAGGACUACAGAUAUAGUUAGAUUAUAGAUACCAAAAUAUGCCAAGGAGAUAGUUUAUAUGAAUAUUUCCUUAAAAUACACUUUUCAUUUAUAAGAUUUUGAUUUUAUGUUAAAUAUAUUUUUAAUUUCACCAUGCUUCCGAGGAACUUGGGACAGUGUACAUCAUUCAUACCAUGUCUGCAAAACAACUCUAGAGAGGACACCAGGGACCUUCACAGAUGUGGAUAUUUAGAAUCCAAGUCUUUUCUAUCCUAGUCUGACACGUGACCAUUUGUUCCAGAAUAGUUCUGAUUUCUUUUAGAGAAGAAUUUCAGAGUGAUCAGCAUAUUACAGUUUGAUUCAGGAACACACACGGGUGACCUUUUCUUUGUUCACUCUUGCAUUUACACUACUUCAAAUUUUAUCACUUCUACUUUUCUCGGCAUGAAAGAGAUUCUUGGGCAGAACCCAUGGCUUUCCAAAUUUAUGGUGCUAUGUCACUGUCUAAUCUGGGGCUGGGCUACCUAAUGGUGCCCAUUCACUGAAUAAUUCCCAAUUUAUCAGAGGCUGCCAACAAGCACAUGAAAAACAGGAAAAAACAGAAUAUAAUUCUUAGGCUGGAGAUAUGUUCUAGUUUUUUAUUGAAAGUAAUAAGGUGACCUAUCAUUGCGUAUGAACUCUUCUUGUUCCCCUCAGUCAUCUCUGUUUUAAAUAGUUCAUGCAGCCUUUGGAAGCCUUGGCUGAGAGGUGAGAUAAAAAAAUUAAUUUCAGGUUUCUGAAAUCCUAAAAAUAUUCCCAGAUAUUGUUGGGAAGAAUUGCCAUAGGCAACAGUACCUCCAUCAGGGUGGCAAAAACAUUCUUCUUGCUGUAAUCCCAUACCAUUUGCAGUUACAGAACAGUCACAGUACGUGUACAUAUAGGGGUCAUGGCAAUGUUUACAUUGUCUUGCCCAAAUAUUAGAAUUAAAUUAGAACAUAUUUUCAUGAUGCAGUAGUUAGUUCAUCACUGCUGAAAACAGAUGUAGAGCUUUAUCAGUCCAGUCUGUCUUUUUUUAAAGUCAUAUGUUCUUAACUAAAACAACUUUGCACUGUUUAAUUUUCCCUAAUAAAGAACAUUCAAAAUGUGCAGGCUGUAAGCUCCAUCAGUGGGUUACUGUUGCUGCUUUAUAUGAUAGAAAAUGGCUAAAAUUAUUACCUUCCUAUGAUAAUAAAAUUAAUUUUAGUAUAAGAUUCAUACAUUUCAAUAGAAUUCUAAAUAUACUUAUAAUUGCAACUUUAGCACUUACUGGGCAGUCAGUUAAAAAAUAAGUUGUGGACCUUUGAUAUCUCUGGAAUCUAAGUUGUGUUGAUUAGCAUCACAACUAUAAAACGAAAGGGGGGGGGGAGGAAUUCUUGGCACUGAAAUGGUUAUAUGAACAACCAGUUACCUUUUUAUUGGUUGUGAAAUGGUACCCUUUCUAAAGGUAACGUCUAAAUGUUUUUUUAAGUAAAAGUAAAAUACUGCAAUUGUAAAGCCCAACUGUCUUUAUAGUAUUCCUUUUACAAAAAGAUUUAAAAUAAAGUUUGUAUUUUAGCUGCUUUAAAGUAACCAUUGACGCCAUACAACAAACACUAUUCAAGUUCUAUUGAAGUUGCUUCUGAUUUUAAGAGAGUCUGUUUUUAUAAUCCUGUCUAUCCUGUACUCUUUAUAUACUGGUUUAAUACAGCUGUGUUGAAUUAAGUAGGAAUCCAACUAACUUUUUAGGACUGAGAAUUCAUAGUUUCACAACUCUUCUUGUAAUGUAAUGUUGCUGCUUUGUAUUACUUUUCUACAGUAUGUUUUCUUUACCUAGAUCUUUUAAGAAAGUUUGGAGUAAAAAUAAACUUGUUUCUGUUUAGUGAUUAUGUCUUGUCUAGGGAUCUGAUAUGAUGCCAGUGCACUUAUCUUUAUUUACAAAUAAAUCAUUCCUUUUGAUUUCA